CACACUGUCACAUACACACCACUACAGGCACACACGAAAGCAUAUGCAUAGGGAAAAGAAGCAAGAAGCAAAGCAGAAGCGAAUAAGAACUGCGUAUAUGUGAAAUAAACAGCAGCAACCGACGCAGACACAGUGGUGUGGUUUUUUCGGAAUAGAUCUCAGGCCCAGCGGAGACGCAUGAUAUUACGCACUAUCAGAAAAGUCAAUUAAAAACGGGGAUUAAGUAAUCAACAAUUCGAACGAGAGAAGAGCCAGCGGAGCCGACUCGAAAAGUGACAAAAACAGCUGUGGCGGUGGAAAGGGGACUAGAAAAGUAUCCAUAAAGUGCGAAAGGUCAGCAGUAGCUGUAGCAGCAGCAGACGGCCGCAAAGGAACAUAGAAUAAAAUUCUUUGUUGUGACUGUGUGCGUGUUUGUGUGUGUUGCGGUUCUUGUGCUUUUGCUUGUGUGUCUAGCUGUCACUUUCUGGCGCGCGCAAAAGAUAUACACAAAUUGAAAACGGUGGCCACCCUCCAAACACACCCCUCUGCUCCAGCACCUUGAUGUACGCGCCCGGUUCCGGUGGCGCCGCUUGGUUGUCGUCGUCGCUGUCGUGGUUCUCGUCCCUGUUUUCCCACCAACGCAUCGCAACGCAAUUGCAAUUGCAUUCAAAAGUGGAAGUGUGCUGAUACUUGUCUUAAUUGCCCGUUCCAACUCUUGAAUUGCCAUCGGCUGGCCAGCGGAGCAGCGGAAGCAGAGUUGGAGAGUAGCAGCUCAGGUGCCGGUGCCGUUUGCAAAAACGCUUGUACAGAAACGCUGACAACGCUCCACGCCUCACCAAACACUCGUGGGGAGAGGGAAAGCAAAGGAAUUUUUUUAAUUUGCACAAAUUGCAUUCAGAGGAAAUUCCCCCCCACGGCAACACACAGAGAGAGAGAGAGCGAUUGCUGCUUCCACUCGAUCUGCGCAGAGCUUCAGCGAAGAGCCGUUAGGCACCAGCAGCAGAGAGGAGCCAGAAUCAGCCCCAGCCCCCACCCCUUGUGCCAUUGUGUGCGCGUGAGGCUCUGGUGUCCACCGACCGUGAGAUGUUGCCAUUCACCCCGCAAGUGGUCAAACGUUUGUUAGCACUCAAAAAGGGCAACGAGGACAACACCGUCGAGGGCAAGUGGUCGGAGAAGGCCGUCAAGAAUCUGGUGAAGAAGAUUAAGAAGAACUCGCAGCUGGAGGAGCUAGAGCGUGCCAUUUCCACACAGAACUGCCAGACGCGCUGCGUGACAGUGCCGCGCAGUAAGCCCGUCCCCCCCGGCGAGCAUCUGCGGAAGGGUCUGCCGCACGUUAUCUACUGCCGCCUAUGGCGCUGGCCGGAUCUGCAGUCACAGAAUGAACUAAAGCCUCUGGAUCACUGCGAGUACGCCUUCCACUUGCGCAAGGACGAAAUCUGCAUCAAUCCGUACCACUACAAGAAGAUCGAGCUGUCCAUAUUGGUGCCCAAGUCGCUGCCCACGCCGCCUGAUUCCAUAGUGGACUAUCCGUUGGACAACCACACGCAUCAGAUACCAAAUAAUACCGAUUAUAAUGCUGCGAUAAUACGCAGCGCCUCGUUGAGUCCGCCGCAGUAUAUGGAACUGGGCGGUGGUAGCGGUCCGGUCACCUCCUCCUCAGCAUCAGCCUCCGCUUCCGUGUCCGUUUCGGCCACCUCCUCAUCGUCAUCCUCGUCGUACCAGCAGCCACUAUCGUUUGGACAGAACAUGGACUCGCAGUCGAGCGUGCUCAGUGUGGGCAGCAGCAUUCCCAACACGGGCACCCCGCCACCCGGCUACAUGAGCGAGGAUGGGGACCCCAUCGAUCCCAAUGACAACAUGAACAUGUCGCGCCUGACGCCGCCCGCCGAUGCCGCCCCAGUGAUGUACCACGAGCCAGCCUUCUGGUGCUCCAUCUCCUACUAUGAGCUGAACACGAGGGUCGGCGAGACCUUUCAUGCCUCCCAGCCCUCUAUUACGGUGGACGGCUUCACAGAUCCCUCCAACUCGGAGCGCUUCUGUCUCGGUCUGCUUUCCAAUGUGAAUCGCAACGAUGUCGUCGAACAGACACGCCGUCACAUCGGCAAGGGCGUUCGACUCUACUACAUAGGCGGCGAGGUCUUUGCCGAAUGCCUCAGCGACUCGUCCAUUUUCGUGCAGAGUCCGAACUGCAAUCAGCGUUACGGCUGGCAUCCGGCAACCGUUUGCAAAAUCCCGCCCGGCUGCAAUCUGAAGAUCUUCAACAAUCAGGAGUUUGCCGCCCUUCUCUCCCAGUCCGUGUCGCAGGGAUUCGAGGCCGUCUACCAGCUGACACGCAUGUGCACCAUUCGAAUGUCUUUUGUGAAGGGCUGGGGGGCCGAGUAUCGUCGUCAGACUGUCACCUCAACACCCUGCUGGAUUGAGUUGCAUCUGAAUGGCCCACUCCAGUGGCUGGAUCGCGUUCUCACCCAAAUGGGAUCGCCGCGACUUCCCUGCAGCUCCAUGUCGUAGGCAGCCCAGGAUCGAAGGAGACCUAACGUAACACACAAAUGUAGGGCAGGGCGGCCCUGUUCCUAAUCCCAGAAUCUGCCUUGCCUUGCAUUUGCAUACUUUUGAGCAUGGCAGAAAAUGGGAUUCGGGAAUCGGGAAUUCGAAAUCGGAAAUCAAAAAUUAAUGAAAAGAGAGCCAAAAGUAGAUGCAACCAUAGACGCAUAGAUGUAUAUCCCCAUACACAAAGAGAACAACAACUCACACAUACUACAUAUAACAGAGAUGCAUACAGAUGUAUAUCUUUGGAAACGUCUACACAUACAUACGUAUACAUAUAUGAGAGGACAUGUUUUGGUCUAUAUUGUGUAGGUGGAAACGCAAGAGAGAGAAGGAGAGGUGCACGUUUUUUUCGAUAAGAUAAUCCAGACAGCUUUUGGAUGGGACAUUUUUUUUUUUAUACAUAUAUUUUACGAUAGACAAACAAAAAAAAGCAGGAUCAAAGAGUAUGGAAAACCCCAUGCAAGUGUGUAUGGGGAGGUUAGCGCUGGAAGCGACAGUCGAAAUUCUUUGUGAAAGAAACAAAACAACAAAAAUACAGAUAAAUGGGUGAUUUGGAAUAUAUAUUUGCUAUAGGAAAGAGACAGUGAAAGAGAAAGUGGAACCAAAAUAAACCAAAAAAGAAACUGGGAUUUAUCAAGCUGGAAGCUUACACACAAAAAUAGAACCACAAAAUAGAACGGAAAACCGCCCUCACACGCUACAUAUUGUACAUAAGAAGUGAACACCAGAAGAAGCAGGGAAGCAGGAAGAAAUUUAUAUAUGUAUA
Messenger RNA from Drosophila guanche, 3292 nucleotides. It is a transcript of the gene Smox, whose product is annotated as mothers against decapentaplegic homolog 3. Bases 1063 to 2487 code for a protein of 474 amino acids. Gene Ontology annotation, cellular component: heteromeric SMAD protein complex. Gene Ontology annotation, molecular function: RNA polymerase II cis-regulatory region sequence-specific DNA binding; DNA-binding transcription factor activity, RNA polymerase II-specific; I-SMAD binding. The transcript is spliced from 2 exons. The record is from RefSeq and is a predicted model, not a curated record. Gene Ontology annotation, biological process: BMP signaling pathway; regulation of transcription by RNA polymerase II; anatomical structure morphogenesis. NCBI's taxonomy places the organism in Eukaryota, Metazoa, Arthropoda, Insecta, Diptera, Drosophilidae.